CACUGAUGACCAGUGUGCCCUGAUGAUCAGUGUAGCCCCAGCAGUGCCACCUGUCAGUGUCCAUCAGUGCCAGCUGUCUCUGCUCAUCAAUGUCACGUGCCAGUGCCCAUCAGUGCCACAUAUCAGUGCCCAUCUGAGCUGCCUUUCAGUGUCACCUAGCAGUGCCAGUCAGUGUCACCUAUCAGUGCGCAUCAGUGCCGCCUAACAGUGCCAGUCAGUGCCGACUAACAGUGCCAUAUAUCAGUGCCAUAUAUCAGUGCUGUCUUUCAGUGUCCAUCAGUGCAGCCUAUCAGUGCCCAUCACUGCAGCCUCAUUAGCGCACAUCAGUGAAGGAGAAAAAUCACUUAUUUACAAAAUUUUAUAA
Messenger RNA from Staurois parvus, 364 nucleotides. Lineage: Eukaryota; Metazoa; Chordata; Amphibia; Anura; Ranidae. The record is from the annotation of a GenBank genome assembly.